Ceraceosorus guamensis is the source of this 2502-nucleotide messenger RNA. RefSeq lists its product as hypothetical. Bases 154 to 2502 code for a protein of 782 amino acids. Gene Ontology annotation, biological process: DNA-templated transcription; regulation of DNA-templated transcription. NCBI's taxonomy places the organism in Eukaryota, Fungi, Basidiomycota, Exobasidiomycetes, Ceraceosorales, Ceraceosoraceae. Gene Ontology annotation, molecular function: DNA binding; DNA-binding transcription factor activity, RNA polymerase II-specific; zinc ion binding. The record is from RefSeq and is a predicted model, not a curated record. The transcript has 3 exons.
GUGUGACAUGUAAUCGUGAAUGAUCAGCAGUCAAACGCGCGGUCUCGCUUUCAUGACUCUACUUUCUACCACCACCACGCUGUGAAGCGAUCGAAGGGCUGGCUCUUCAAGGCUGCAGACACGGUACACAAUAGACUGGUUGUCUUGCUCAAGAUGCUGCCCGACCGCAGCGGAAGGAAUGCGUCAGUGGCCACUGCUCACACACAGCCCGAUGUGGACUCAAAUCGGACAAGAAGCUCAAUGUCUUCCCAUGCCACUACGUCCAUGUCCACAGCACGCAGCGCCACCCAUUUUCAAGGAGGCUUCUCUUGCGAUCUAUGCUAUAGACGCAAAGUCAAGUGUGACCGCGGUAAUCCCUGCGGGUAUUGCACACAGAGAAAGAUGGAAUGCGUUCCUUCGGUCAUCGAAACUUCCGACAGACCUCGAAAACGUCGUUUUCCAGAAGCCGAGCUGCUGCUCAGAAUCAAGCGCUACGAAGCUGCUUUGCACGCCUACGGCGCCGAUGUGGAUGCCAUCCGCGACGGUACGGCAACGCCUGGAGCUAGCGAUGGUACUAGCGCAGAGCAUGUUCCGGGCGAGGCGCACAACCUUUCCCUGACCGAGGCCCCCUCCGAGUCCGGCGAAUAUGCAGAGACUGGUCCAGAGCAAGAAUUUGAUCAAAUUCAAGGCUUGUUAGAGAUUGAUGAAUCUGGUCGUCGCAGACCUCAAGCUUUGCUUCGUCACUUGGAUGGCAUCUUCACCAAUGAUUCUUCCCAUCUAUUCUUUGGCAAAAAGUGCGAAGCUUGUCAAGCUCCUAAGCCAGUCUUUGGCGAUUCACAUCAUCCGGACCCUUUCGCGAUGCUCAAGCUGUGGCAGGUAUACCUAGACAAUGUACAUCCAAUCGUCAAGCUCGUGCACGCACCCUCGGUUCAACGCAAAAUGGCCGAUCUCGGCUCGAACAUGGGCGACGCCCCUGCGUCUCAUCAAGCGCUCUUUUUCGCAAUCUACUCGUGCGCGAUCAACUCACUGAGGCCAUCAGAGUGCCAAGAGCUACUGGGCUACGACCGAGACUCGCUUUUGGAGCGAUGUCAACAAGCAGCAGUCCUCUGGUUGAGCAAGGCAGAAUUGUGGCGUACGAGCGAUCUCACCGUGCUACAAGCGCUCAUCAUUCACCUGACGAAUAUCUCUGCAUCCACUGAUCCGCGCUCAUAUCUAUGCUUCGUAGGCAUGGCUGUCCGACUCGCCCAGCGCCUGCGAAUUCAUCGACCAAUAUCUAUCAAGCCACCUCAAGCACGCCUAACAACCACCUUCAAGGUGCAGCCAGAAACCAUCGUGGAAGUUGAGUUGUCAAAACGCCUGUGGUACGAGCUCAGCUCAUUGGAUCUCAGAGCGUCAGAGAAGAGUAGCUUUCCCCUGGCUCAAGGCAUGGGAACGGGUGAGCUUUGGGGCCAAGCCUACCUUGAUCUUCCGGCUCCUCUGAGCGAUGCGGAUCUCGCUGCUGCUUCAAAUCUCCCGACCGCGAACAGCAUUGCGACACCAUCGUCAGAGAUGCUGUUCUGUAUGAUCCGCGCCGAAUGGGUUCGUCUGCGAGCCGACGUUCGGGAACGUCAAGGGCCCAGAUCUGGCUACACGGAAUUCAGCUCGGCACGUAUACCCUUCGUGACCAAAUUGAAGAUCAUUGCCGAUUGGACGGAAAAGGUGCGGGACAGAUGGCUCAGACACUGUAAUGAAGCGAUUCCCCAGCACGCCUUCGCCACGCUUUGGACAGGCCACAUCGUCUGUCGGAUGAAGAUGACGAGCUACCUGUGCGAGGAAAUGGCCCUUGAGCGCAAAUUCGUCGAGACGCGCGACCCAAAUGCAAAGGAUCAAGUGGCCCGAGUUCGGGAGGAGCUGACCGCAAUCUGCUGCGACGGUCUGGACCAAGCAAACACCCUGCGCAACGCAAAACGCUUCGAUGGGUUCUCAUGGUGGACCCUCUCUCACAUGCCUUUUGUCCUCCUUGUGCAUCUCAUCCGACUUCUUCGCGUGAUUUUAGUCGGACCGCUCGCCGAUCGUGGCUGGAUAUGCGUUUCUGAGAACUCCAGUGCCUUUAAGCGGAUCGUACCCGCUACGAGCACCUUCAUUCGCGCCAGACGCUGGGGUCAGCUCUUCGACCCACUUAUACUUGGCGCUUGGAAGGCGAGACGAGCGGUAUUGGGAAUGCAACCUCACGAGCCUGAUCCGGAAUUCAUCAAGGAGAUCUGUCGAAGGUCGGAUAUCAUCAUGUACGACCGCAGCGCACAAUACGCCAGGGCUGCGACAGACAGCACGCAGCUUGCUGAUAUCACGGACGCACCCGGAGGAUUACCUUCGGGACAGACGCCCAACGUAGGCAUGUCGUCAAGUCAAGAACCCGAUCAGGAUCAGGUGGACUGGCUCGUCUCUCUGCUGGGCGAUGCCGAUCACGACUUCGACUGGCAAGGCUGGCUCAAUCAGCCCGCGGAAAACUCUUUCGAUAUGACGAAGCUGCAACCAACGCUUUGA